Molecule: messenger RNA, 360 nt
Organism: Caenorhabditis briggsae
Lineage: Eukaryota; Metazoa; Nematoda; Chromadorea; Rhabditida; Rhabditidae
Gene: Cbr-ins-17
Product: Protein CBR-INS-17
Exons: 2
Coding region: 1-360 (119 amino acids)
Source: RefSeq, a predicted model, not a curated record
AUGGUCUCUACAAGAGGGGUACUCCUUUUGCUGUCAUUGAUGGCCGCAGUAGCCGCAUUUGGUCUCUUCUCGAGGCCUGCACCAAUCACCCGAGACACCAUUCGACCACCACGCACCAAACAAGGCUCGCUCAAACUGUUCCCCCAGCGAACUAACAUCCACUUCAACAACACACUUCCAGGCGGAGCAUCUUUCCUCGACGCUUUCAAUCUGAUCUGCCCAAUGCGUCGGCGACGCAGGAGUGUGUCUGAAAACUACAACGACGGUACCGGAAGUCUCCUGGGCAGAACAAUGAAUCACUGCUGUGAGAAUGGCUGCGAAUUCACCGACAUCUUCGCGAUCUGCAACCCGUUCGGAUAA